This is a messenger RNA of Antrostomus carolinensis (chuck-will's-widow), 1203 nucleotides long. It is a transcript of the gene SERPINB5, whose product is annotated as serpin family B member 5. NCBI's taxonomy places the organism in Eukaryota, Metazoa, Chordata, Aves, Caprimulgiformes, Caprimulgidae. Gene Ontology annotation, molecular function: serine-type endopeptidase inhibitor activity. Gene Ontology annotation, biological process: negative regulation of endopeptidase activity. The transcript has 7 exons. The coding region runs from base 70 to 1203 and encodes 377 amino acids. The record is from RefSeq and is a predicted model, not a curated record.
ACAGGUAGCAAGUUCUUCGUGCUGUACCCAUUCCAUUGAUUCGUUUACCAGGAUUAUAGCCUUGCAAAAAUGACGAUGGACGCUCUGCAACUAGCGAACACUGCCUUUGCAGUUGAUAUGUUCAAAAAACUGUGCGAGAAGGACAAAACAGCCAAUAUUAUUUUUGCCCCAUUGUGUACCUCAACAUCUCUGGCUCUGGCAUAUAAAGCUACAAAAGGUGAUACUGCAGACCAGAUGAAACAGGUACUCCAUUUACAAGAUGUCAAAGAUGUUUCUUUUGGGUUUCAAACGGUAACUUCAGACGUUUCCAAACUCAGCUCUUUCUUUGCACUGAAAAUGGUCAAACGGCUCUUUGUAGACAAGUCUCUUAAUCCUACCACAGACUUUGUCAACUCCACAAAGAGGCCUUUUCCAUCUGAACUGGAAUUAGUGGAGUUCAAAGAAAAAACUGAGGAAACACGGCAGAAGAUCAACAAAUCUCUUUCGGAGCUCACUGAUGGUAAAAUGGAGAAUAUUUUGAAUGAGGACAGCAUAAGUGACCAGACUCAGAUCCUCCUAGUUAAUGCAGCUUAUUUUGUCACAAACUGGAUGAAGAAGUUCCCAGAGGCAGAGAUUAAAGAAUGUCCUUUUAAAGUCAACAAGACUGAAACUAAACCAGUGCAAAUGAUGAAUCUGGAAGCUACUUUUUGCCUGGGUUAUGUGAAAGAAUUAAAUGUUGCCAUCCUUGAGCUUCCAUGCCUUAACAAACAUAUAAGCAUGCUCAUUCUGCUGCCCAAAGAGAUUGAAGAUGAGACCACUGGCUUGGAGCAGCUGGAAAAGGCACUUACCCCCGAGACGUUAUUACAGUGGACCAAUCCCAGCAUGAUGGCCAACACCAAAGUGAAUGUAUUUCUUCCAAAGUUUAGUGUGGAAGGUGAUUAUGACCUGAAGCCACUUCUGGAAAGCCUGGGAAUGACAAAUGUCUUCAAUGAGACCGCGUCAGAUUUCUCUGAGAUGUGUGAGACAAAAGGUGUUGUUUUGUCAAAGAUCAUCCAUAAGGUCUCUUUGGAAGUAAAUGAACAAGGUGGAGAGUCCCGAGAGGUACCAGGAUAUCGGAUCCUGCAGCACAAGGAUGAAUUUAAAGCUGACCAUCCAUUUAUCUUUUUGUUUAGGCACAACAAAACUCGCAAUGUGAUUCUUUCAGGCCGAUUCUGUUCCCCCUAA